AUGGGACAACUGCAUAUUGUCCUUUUCCCAGCCAUGGCAUAUGGCCACAUAAUCCCCACCCUUGACUUGGCCAAGCUCUUCACCUCCCGUGGCCUCAGGGCCACCAUCAUCACCACCCCUACUUUCGCCCCGCCCGUCGAGCGCGCCCGCUCAUCCGGCCACGAAGUCGGCCUCGAGACCCUCGACUUCCCGCCCGAAAACUCCCUCCUCCCGAAAAACAUCGUCAGUCUCGACCAGGUCCCUAACCCCGAACUCCUGGCCAAGUUCUUCGAGGCCACGGCCCUCCUUGGGGACCCGCUCGAGCGCCUCCUCCGCCACCUCAACGCCAGUUGUCUCGUCUCGGACAUGCUCCACCCAUGGACGGUGGGACCCGCCAACUCGCUCGGCAUACCACGGCUCGUCUUCCACGGCAUGGGCUCAUUUGCCCUUUGCGCCUCCGAGCAUAUGCAUGCCCACAAGCUGAUGUUCGAGAGCCUAUCUUCCGACUCGGACGCUUUUGUCCUUCCCGGCCUUCCCCACAAGGUGACGUUUGUUCGGAGCCAAGUCCCGUGUUACUAUUUGGGGCACGACGACGUGUUUUUGAGCCACCGGAAGAAGAUGGUCAAGUCGGAUAAGGAGAGCUUCGGUGUUGUCGUCAAUAGCUUCUACGAGCUCGAGCCGGACUACGCCGAUCACUACAAGAAUGUGCUCGGGUUGAAGGCUUGGCACGUGGGCCCGCUUCUCCUACUAUGCAAUAACAACAAGCCGCAGAGGGGGAAAGAGUCGGAUAUCAACGAGCACGAGUGCCUCGCGUGGCUCGACUCGAAGAAGUCCAACUCGGUCGUGUACAUGUGCUUCGGGAGCAUGGUCACGUUCACGCGGGGACAGCUGCACGAGAUUGCCGCGGGGCUCGAGUCGUUGGGCCACGGCUUCGUUUGGACGGUGAGGCACGAGGGAACAAAGGAUCCACUGCCGGAAGGGUUUGAGGAGCGGAUGAGAGGGAAAGGGCUCGUGAUAAGAGGGUGGGCCCCACAACUGACGAUUUUGGGGCACGAGGCCGUGGGGGCGUUUAUGACGCACUGUGGAUGGAACUCGAUUUUGGAAGGGGUGUGCGCGGGGGUGCCGAUGGUGACGUGGCCGGCGUUUGCGGAGCAGUUUUAUAACGAGAAGCUGGUGACUGAGGGUUUUAAGUUCCAACGGACUGACUAG
Striga hermonthica is the source of this 1188-nucleotide messenger RNA. Lineage: Eukaryota; Viridiplantae; Streptophyta; Magnoliopsida; Lamiales; Orobanchaceae. The record is from the annotation of a GenBank genome assembly.